Gryllus bimaculatus (two-spotted cricket) is the source of this 3389-nucleotide messenger RNA. Lineage: Eukaryota; Metazoa; Arthropoda; Insecta; Orthoptera; Gryllidae. The record is from the annotation of a GenBank genome assembly.
UAGUAUGUUUUAGAUUGAUUUUCGUAGCAAAUUGUUUAUUUGCUUCCGACAUGAUAUGUGUUAAACGCACUAUUUGCCCGCACCCUAUCGCACAAAGUGAACUUUAUCGUUGUAGUUUGUAUCCAUGCGCUGAACUCAGAAAGCAUUUCGAGGGCAGGGAAACGAGACAGAAUGGUGGGAACGUAUAUUAAUUUUCCUUGAGCGUGUACACCGGGUUAUUAGUUUUAAGAGGCAUGGAUCUGGCACAACCGAGGACACUGAAGCUAUUUGUUUCUUCAAUAGUGGAAAAUAAGGAUGAAAUAGAAGAGAAAUAUGAACGAAGUUACAAUGUUCUACAGACUCUCAUUGCAGGGUUAUCUGAGAAGGAAGCUCAAAAUGCUUUGAAUAUAGCAGUCUGCAAGGAAAAAACACAUGAAGAUCUCUCAUUAGGAUUAUUAUUCAGUAUAUUGACUGAACCAGAAAAUGCUACCAGGAGCUACCGUGACUUGAUGCUCAUCACUCGUGAUGGAUUAGCUAUUGUGUUAUCUCACCUUUCUCAAUUAUUAAUGGAUCGUUAUGUGAGGUUAAAAGAUGUAGUGCGCUCACAAGUUUUGUGGUUAGUACGGGAAAUGAUUCGUAAUGCUGUGGCAAAUGUGGAUAAUUUGUGUUGGAUUCUUAUGCGUCAUGCUGUCGGAGGUGAUGUGUCAUCCAAAAACAUUAACCUUAUUGAAGCUUUGCUGGAUAUCUACCAAGAUAACAGGACGUGGUUGGAUAAGUUUCCAGUGUUAAUAGCAUCUGUUGUGUACACAUUUCUACGUCUCAUUGAGGAUCAUAGUUCUCCUGCUUUGAAUGCCCUGCGCCAAAAGGAAGUGACAUUUGUAGUCACACUGUUGCGUGAACGUUUUGCCGACUGCCUUGUUAUAGGACGGGAUCUUGUUCGUCUUCUUCAAAAUGUUGCCCGCAUCCCUGAGAUUGAGCUUUUAUGGAAGGACAUUUUGUCAAACCCCAAAGGGCUGUGCUCAACCUUUACAGGUAUCUUGCAGUUAAUGCAGACUCGCACAUCUCGACGUUUUCUACAAUCUCGCCUCACCCCAGAUAUGGAGCGCAAACUUGUAUUUCUUACAUCUCAAGUUCGGUUUGGAUAUCACAAGCGUUACCAAGAGUGGUUUCAACGGCAGUAUCUGGCAACACCUGAGUCACAAACAUUACGUUGUGACCUUAUUCGCUUCAUUGUAGGUGUAAUCCAUCCUACCAAUGAACUUUUGUGUUCCGAUAUCAUUCCUCGUUGGGCAGUCAUUGGAUGGCUACUCACAACUUGCACAUCCAUUGUUGCUGCUGCCAAUGCAAAGUUAGCCUUGUUUUAUGAUUGGUUGUUUUUUGAACCAGAUAAGGAUAACAUUAUGAAUAUAGAACCAGCAAUUUUGGUAAUGAACAAUUCAAUGCGCUCUCAUCCUGCUGUCACCGCUGCACUAUUGGACUUCCUUUGCAGAAUAAUUCCAAAUUUUCAUCCAUCAUUGGUAGAAAAAGUGCGUACUGGAAUUUAUGCCUCUUUGCGUCAAAUUUUGGAGAAAAGAGUGUUGCCUUCUCUGUGUCCUCUUUUUGAUCACCCAAAAUUAGAUCAAGAAUUGCGAUCCAUGGUUCAUGAAACAUUUAAGGAGUUUUGUAUGCCACCGGUGGUUGAAGAGAAGAGUUUUGUAAAUCCGGGCAUUAAAGAAGAACCUGCAGAAAUUGUGAAUCUUGAUGGAACAGAGAACCAUAAUCGUGGUAUCACAGGCACCAACAAUCAUUUGGAUGAACCUGCAUUCAGUGACGAUGAAGAAGAUCAGACUGGCCUUGGUUCUGGAGGUCGCCAUGAAGAUGAGGAAGAUGAUGAUGACAUUCCAUUGGCAAAAGUACGUUUAAAAGAAAGACCUGGAAGAGGAGCUGCCAGAGAUUCAGGAUCUCCAGAUCUGAUUUCCCAACUCGAGGGUGAUAUCAGAAAAACAGUGGAGUCACUCCGUGCUGAAAACGACAAUGAAGCUAAGUGUCAAGCUGCAGAGCGGCUAGUUCAGUUAGUUAUUCAAGAAGAACCUUCUGGAGAAGCACUGAGUACAUUAGCAUCUUGUCUAUGUUCUGUUCUGCAAGAUGACUUGGAGGGAAAAAUAUUUCCUGCCGAAGUUACUGAUGAGGCUGUAGAGGACAGUAUUGGUCGACCUCUGUUCGUACUGCUCCGAGGUGCAGCCCAGAUGCCUGAAGAUGACUCUCGUAGGUUGCCUCUUUUGGCUCUGCUGGCAGAGAUGGCUGGUCAUAUGCCACGAUUGGGAUACUUACUUUUGUACUUCCUUAAAGCAUGCAAAUUAAGUGAAGUCAAGGCAUCCGUUUACAAAGAUUUCUGCCAAGCACUUGACAGGGAUUUGGAAGCAAGUCUCUUGGCUGAUUUGAAGUUGUGCCAGGAAGAGGAUGUUCCCUUGCUGUGUUGGUUGGUGCCUGAGGUGUACGCCCAAUUCCCAGAUGUGGCAGUGGACCAUGUAGGCCUUCUGCACCUUGUAGUGGCUGCUGUGGAUGCUGCUCAACUGCAAGACUUGGUGUGUCGAAUAAUGCAAGGGCAACUGAUGAUGUUCCGUCAUCCAGACUCGUUUCGUGCUCUCCUUUCUGCUUCACUAGCUUGGGAAACCUUUGAACAGUUUUGCUUGUGGCAGCUGGUCACGGCACAUGGCAUCCCAGUGGACUAUAUUUUGCCUAUUCUCCCACGCCUUGAAUAUGCUGCACAUGCUGAAGCUCUGACUGCCAUUCUUCUGAUGCUCAAGCAAGAGAGACCAACAGCUGAGCUUCUUCGCCAUCUACUCUCAAGGGAGGUGAGACCUCCAAGUGAUGUGUUUGUUGUGUCUACUCUCAAAUACUGGUGUCGGGAACAUGAGGAACGUCUUGGCGAAUUAGUAGCUGGACUUUUAGCGAGUCGAUGUGGGGGCAAUCCAGCAACCCAUACGUCACCAGGCAAAAGAGGCAAGCGAGGUGGUGGAGGUGGGGGUGGAAACGCUGGCGGCCGUGGUGGGGCAGCUCAAGCAGCAGCUGCUGCAGCCGCUGCUGCUGCAGGCCCUCCAACUACAGAACAGGUACUAGGCCAUCUUGACCAGCUACGGCAAUGCAGUGGUUGUCUGUAUGGCCUGGACACUGUACAACGUGCUCUACAGCAAGCACAAACUGCAUGCAAUGAUGCACAGCGUAAACGCUUUUCUGAUCUCUUUGCUCUUGCGGAAGCUGAUGACUUGGAGACACCACCUCCUCCUCCUGCGCCUACGACAGGCACUAAAGGUCGGCCUUCAGGUGGAGGGCGAGGGCGCAAAGCUGCUAACAAAGCAGCUCCAACAAAACGUGCAGCACCAAAGGAAGUGUCAGAGAGUUCAGAAGAGAGCAGUGAGGUAAAUAAAUGA